Molecule: messenger RNA, 1596 nt
Organism: Sitophilus oryzae (rice weevil)
Lineage: Eukaryota; Metazoa; Arthropoda; Insecta; Coleoptera; Curculionidae
Product: arrestin homolog
Exons: 7
Coding region: 331-1479 (382 amino acids)
Biological process (GO): G protein-coupled receptor internalization; signal transduction
Cellular component (GO): cytoplasm
Molecular function (GO): G protein-coupled receptor binding
Source: RefSeq, a predicted model, not a curated record
GAAUUUGUUAAGUUAGUUAAAUUUUAUAUUUAUCAGUUGCAUUAAAAUAAUAAACUAGCGUUAAUUGUGUAACAAAAACAUGUAAAUUGCUAAAAUCGUUUCACGAAAUUGACCAUUUAUUGUUUUUCGCGAGGUAUGAUGUCAAUAGCCAUAAUCGAAUUUGUCCUAAUCCUUUUGUGGGCGAUCGCUGAGAUCCUAUACAAAAUAAUGAGAUUACGGAAGCCAUUGAAGUUCGUAUAUAAACAGUAGUCUUAUUUCCGUUCUUUCAAAUUGGUUUCGAAAGCCUUUAAAGGAAAAAUAUCUAUAGUUUAUUAAAAGAACGUUGACAAAAUGGUGUUCAAUUUUAAAGUUUUCAAAAAACAGUCGCCCAACGGCAAGCUCACGAUUUAUUUGGGCAAACGUGAUUUCGUGGAUUACAUUUCAGCCGUUGAACCAAUAGAUGGCGUAGUGGUUGUCGACGAAGAAUACAAAGAUAGAAAAGUAUUCGGCCAAAUAAUAUGUAGUUUUCGAUACGGCCGUGAAGAGGAUGAAGUGAUGGGACUGAACUUUCAAAAGGAUCUAACACUUACUUCCGAACAAAUAUAUCCUCCAUCGGAAAAGGACAAUCCUACGAAAUUGCAGGAGAGGCUAGUAAGAAAAUUGGGAAGCAACGCUUAUCCGUUUUGUUUCACUCUGCCACCUAGUGCGCCUGCUUCAGUAACCUUACAACCAGGUUUGGACGAUGAAGGCCAACCUUGCGGUGUCUACUAUUACGUAAAACUGUUUGUUGGGGAAAAUGAUACUGAUAGAACCCACAAGCGCAGCACUGUGUCCAUGGCAAUAAGAAAAAUCCAAUACGCCCCUUCUAAACAGGGAAAACAACCGUGUACCAUUGUCAGAAAGGAUUUUAUGAUGAGUCCUGGCGAACUAGAAUUGGAAGUUAACCUAGAUAAACAGUUGUAUCAUCAUGGAGAAAAAAUAGCUGUAAAUAUCGUGGUCAGAAACAACAGUAACAAAGUGGUGAAAAAGAUCAAAGCUAUGGUUCAGCAAGGAGUUGACGUGGUUUUGUUUCAGAACGGACAGUACAGAAGUACAGUAGCGCACGUAGAAACUCAGGAAGGAUGCCCUAUUAAUCCUGGAUCGACUCUUCAAAAAGUAUUUUACUUGCUUCCUCUUUUAUCCUCCAACAAGGAUCGUAGAGGAAUAGCUCUCGAUGGACAAAUUAAAAAGCAAGACACUGAUUUAGCUUCAACUACCCUUUUAGCUUCGCCAGAUCAAAGAGACGCAUUUGGAAUAAUUGUGUCGUAUGCGGUUAAAGUCAAGUUAUAUCUUGGUGCUCUUGGUGGGGAAUUGGCAGCAGAAUUACCGUUCGUGCUGAUGCAUCCUAAGCCAAAUGCAAAAGGUAAGCUAAUUCAAGCGGACAGUCAAGCAGAUGUUGAAAUGUUCAGACAGGACACUGUAGUCGCUGAGCCUGAAGCAGAAGGGGAAAAGUUUGAAUAACUCUACGCAAUUGAUUUGUUCAACUUCAGUCUAGGAUUAGUCCUGAAUUCGCUAGAAAUUGAAUUGAGCAUGUCAUUUUGUUACAAGUGAUAAAUUAAGAAAUAGAUGUAUAAAUAA